Messenger RNA from Sorghum bicolor (sorghum), 2225 nucleotides. Its product is annotated as protein PHYTOCHROME KINASE SUBSTRATE 4. Gene Ontology annotation, biological process: phototropism. Lineage: Eukaryota; Viridiplantae; Streptophyta; Magnoliopsida; Poales; Poaceae. The transcript has a single exon. The record is from RefSeq and is a predicted model, not a curated record. The coding region runs from base 126 to 2099 and encodes 657 amino acids.
ACAAGACCUUAGAUCAUCGAGACGAAAUGAUCCAAUGUAAAUCAUGGUUUAAGUUGAGUGAUGGAGUGGAAAACUAGGUUCGUGCAUGCUUGGAAUACCGUGUAGGUUUCCUCCUCGCUCGCCCGAUGGGUCGAGGCACGUCGCACGCCGCACGCAGCAGCGGACCGCCGGCGGCCGGCGUCCCCGUCUCACAAAUCACAAAUGCCUGCCGGCUGCCGCGCGACCAGAGCCACACGCUUUUAAAAAAACAAAAUUCCCGCGGCACGUCACGGACGCUUACACUCGCUGAUGGCUCUCCGUACUCCUCCCCUCGCGCGCUCGCCAUCGGCAUCGGCCAUCCCCGUCCUCCAGUCUGUACUCGCUUGGCUGCACCCGCGCUCCUGCUCCUACAAAUCACGCCCCCAUCUCCGUCUCCUUCCCCCCCGUCUCAUCACGCCACAGUGCCCUCGCUCUCACUGCGGGACAAACGAACGAGAGAGAGCCCGCAACCGCACCGCAUGGACAGGUACAGGAUCGCGCCGGCGCGGCCGGUCUGCCUCUCCGCCGCCGGCGCCGGCGUCCACCUCCGCCCGGCGGCGGCGCCGUCGUCGGGGCGCCGGUCCAGCGGCGCCGAGAUCGGCAUCUUCACGGCCGAGCGCUACUUCAGCGCGGCCGACGUCGGCAGGCGCGACGCCGCCAUGAUCCCUGCGCCGCCCGCGCCCGCGCUCGCGCUCCCUGAUCACGAUCACGACUACGGCCUGCCGCCGCGGCUGUCCGUCCCAUCGGUGGCGGACGUGGCCAGCCAGAGCGGCCGCACCGUCGCGUCGUCGGAGGCCAGCUGGAACAGCCGGUCCGGCCUGCUCUCUGCCGGACACCUGGCCGCGGCCAGGCAGCAGCAGCAGCAGCACCACACGGGGAGCAUUGGCGCCGGCGCCGCGGCGGUAUAUGGCAGCGAUCAGGGUUACCGCGGCAGCAGGAGGACCGGUGGUGGUUCGAACGGCCAGCGCUGGACGCUGUUCGGCCGCGACUGCCCCUGCGCCGGCAGGAAGGCGGUCACCGUCGACGUCGCGUCCGAGCCGAGGAGCCCGGCGACGACGGCGCACUUCCACGCCAAGUUCAGCCCGCAGUGCGCCGUGGAGGAGUGCCUGGAGAGCGCCAUCUUUAAGGCGAAGCACCCGUCUCCUCCGAGAGCCGCGGCGACCGAGGAGGAGGAGGAGGAGGAGGUGCCCACCAAGGUGAAGGUCACGGUAACGCCGGGGAGCCGCGCGUUCCCUCUCGCCGCCGACGUGCCGUUCACCGCUUUAAGCAAUCCCGACAUCGAUCGCCGCGUCCUGAGCUCCGGCGGGUUCACGUUCCCAGCACUCGGCGCGGCCAGGGUCGUCAGCGGCGGCGGCGUCGGCGGCAUCUUGGACGAGCCGCCGCGCGUGUCGCUGGAGGUGUUCCGCCCCAUCGACGAGGACUCGGUGAUGCUCUCAGACCCUCCGCCCGCCACCGUGCCUCUGGCGAGCCGCGUCGGGCUGCUCCCGCGUGCUCCGCCGGCGGUUGCGCCAUUGGUGGUGGACGAGGAAGCGAUGAGCGACGCGAGCUCGGACCUGUUCGACCUGGAGAGCUUCGCGGCGUCCUCCUCGUACCCGACCACGUACCCCGGGCGGGGAAGCCGGCGCAACUCGGCCGACGACGACCUGCCCUACGUCUCCGCGGUGGCCGCCGAGCCGGCGCUGAGCGAGUGCAUGUACCCGGCGAGCGAGGCGAGCGUGGUGUGGAGCGUGGCCACGGCCGAGGGUGGCGCGUUCGACGCGGCCAGCAUGGCCAACUUCUCCAGCGCCGCGUCCGCGUGCUGCGUCGACGACCUCCGCUACGUCGUCCCGCCAGAUCAGUCCCCCGAGACCGGGUUCACCGCCGCCAUGUCCCGCAGCGCCCGCCGGAAGAAGAGCGGCGGCGGCGGCGGCGGCGGGUUCCUCAGCAGCUGCCGGUGCGAGAAGGCGGUCAGCGUGGGGCCCACUCCGGUGCGGGUGGUCCGGCCGCCGACUCACCCGGGCGCGGCAGCAGCCAAGAGGUCCGGUGACGGCGCGUCACGGUACCACCACCACGGCCGCGCUCACGUGCCAGUCCGGACGUGACACGCCGCCAUCAAGUAGCCGGCGGCGGCGCGAAAUGAACUAUGUACAUGCGCGCACGAGGUUGCCUUUUUUUUUUUUUUGCCGGUGGGUUUCUGAUAAUGACAUUGUCGCUAUGUACAGUACAAA